Molecule: messenger RNA, 6177 nt
Organism: Papilio machaon (common yellow swallowtail)
Lineage: Eukaryota; Metazoa; Arthropoda; Insecta; Lepidoptera; Papilionidae
Gene: trol
Product: basement membrane-specific heparan sulfate proteoglycan core protein
Biological process (GO): axon guidance
Cellular component (GO): basement membrane
Molecular function (GO): protein binding
Source: RefSeq, a predicted model, not a curated record
AUGGGAUGCGCGCGUCGCUGCGAUGGUAGACAAGAAUGUGACAAUGGUGAAGACGAACUAGAAUGCACUGAAUGCAGCCACGAGUGCGACGGCAGAUGCUUGGAUGAUAAUCUCAUUUGCAACGGAGUGCCGGAUUGUAGUGACUUGUCUGACGAACUGUCUUGCCCUACCUGCGAUAGCCUCGAUGAUUUCAGAUGUGCAAAUGGCGAAUGUAUAAAUAUCGCCCAUCGCUGCAACGGCCUAAACGACUGCUCCGACUUCAGUGAUGAGAAGAAUUGCAAUAACACCUUGCCAUCAACAGAUGAAUGCAACGACAACCAGUUCCGAUGCCAGGACGGCACUUGCAUCGACAUCCAAUUCUCGUGCGAUGGCAACUACGAUUGUUUCGACAAUUCGGACGAAGACAACUGCCUGCUGAUGCAUCCUUGGGGCUGCCUCUUUUUAUACAAAGAGAUAGUUGAAAUUAUAUUUCCUUUAGGUGGAGACGUGGUCUUCCAAUGCCGUGAUGAAGGUUCUUUGCGUGCUCCCGUACGUUGGAUCAAGGAAGGUGGUAGGCCUUUCAAACCUGGCACUGUUGACCGCAAAGGGCGUUUAGAAAUGACCAAAGUAUCGGUAUCGGAUAGUGGAGUCUAUAUUUGUCAAGCACCUGCAUAUGCCGGCUAUCCUGGCUCCGAAGCUCGAGUCACCUUGGUAGUUGAAAGCGCAUCUCAAGCGCCAAAGUUGCCUUUCACACCGUGCAAUUUAUCUGAGGCAACCUGCGGCAACGGACAAUGCAUUCCGAAAUACGCGGUGUGCGACGGCAAACCCGACUGCGAUGAUAGAUCCGACGAGGAUUCCUGCAAUCUCAAUGGUCAAUGUGAACCGAACCAGUUCGUGUGUGACAACAAGAAGUGUGUGUUGAAGACGUGGUUAUGUGAUUCCGAGGACGACUGUGGUGACGGCUCGGACGAGCGCGACUGCCGCGCGGAGCCCGGCCAAGCGUGCUCGGCCGUAGAGUUCGCUUGCGCCAGCAACCAGCAGUGCAUACCGAAAUCAUAUCAUUGCGAUGGUCAUUUCGAUUGUCAAGAUAACACCGAUGAAAUCGGCUGUGAAAGCUUGGUUUUGGUAUGCGAAGCGGUCGGCGUACCCAUGCCGCUCAUCUCCUGGCGGCUAAACUGGGGCCACGUGCCCCCUAAGUGCACCUCCACCAGUAUCGAUGGUGUCGGAACUCUUACCUGUAAUGAUAUGCAGCCCGAAGACAGCGGAGCUUACUCUUGUGAAGCUAUCAACAGAAGUGGUACAACAUUCGCUGCUCCUGACUCCAUUGUGUACGUCAACAAAACUGACGUCUGCCCAACUGGAUUCUUCAAUAGCGAGGCGCGUUCACAAAACGAAUGCAUUCGUUGUUUCUGCUUCGGCGAGUCGAAUGUGUGCCGAAGCGCUGAUCUGUUCACGUACAACAUGCCGACGCCGCUCGGUGAAGGCGGCACCCGGCUCAUCGGCGUCACACAGACGUACACUGGCGAAGUGCAGAUAGCCUCACAACCCAUCACUGAACAGUACUAUUACCAGUCCAUGAGGAAUGGAGCCACUGUUACGAAACUUGAUCUAGCCUCAUGGUACAAGAGCCCCGACGUGCAGCCUUUCCUUACCCUACCGGAGACAUACAACGGCAACCAGCUCACGUCCUAUGGCGGACACAUUAGAUAUAACCUGUCGCCUCAUUCUACAAGAUUUAGCACCGAUAGCACACCUGACAUUAUCAUCAAGGGCAAGUAUCAGAGCCUGAUCUAUAAAUACGAUGGAGAAAUUUCACGUGGCUCGUACAUCGAGGCUCGUCUUACCCCUGGCAACUGGAUGAAACCUACCUCAAGAGGACCAGAACGUGCAUCUAGGGAAGAUAUCAUGAUGGCUUUGGACAACAUCGAAAUGAUCCUGCUCCGUGCCGGAAUCAAUAACGCCGGUGUCAAUAUCAUCGAUUUCGCGAUGGAAUCAGCACAGCAUAUCAACGUGGGCCUCGGCGCUGCCAGUCUCGUCGAGGAGUGCACGUGUCCACCAGGAUAUGAAGGACUAUCAUGUCAGAAAUGCGCUGCAAAUUACGUACGAGUUAAGAACGGACCGUGGCUCGGCGAUUGUGUCCCGAAGAGGACUUGUCCUGAGGGCACAUAUGGCAACCCUAACAGCGGAUAUGAGUGCAAGCCUUGCCCCUGCCCGCUAACCAAUACUGGCAACAGAUUCGCGACCUCCUGUUCUAUAGGCUCCAACGGUGAUGUUACCUGCGAUUGCUUCCCUGGAUAUGAGGGCCCGCACUGUGAAUACUGCGCGGCAGGCUAUAUCGGAAAUCCGCUGGUACCAGGAGACUCUUGUAAACCCAAGCCUACUGAUAACUGCCACCCAGAAGGCACUAGCGUCGUCCGACCGCCUGACGAAUGCAUCUGCAAAGACAACGUGGAGGGACGCUUCUGCGAUCAAUGCAAAAAUGGCUCCUUCUAUCUCUCACAAGACUUCAGACAAGGAUGUGCUCUGUGCUUCUGUUCCGCGGUGUCUCAGCAGUGCACAAGCAGCACGAACCUACGCAGAAGAGCGAUCACUGUCAGCUUUAAUGUACCUAACGUUGUCAACCAAGUAAAAGUGUACUCCAGCGUUCCUUCCAGCAGUGCCGGUGCUAUCAGAUACAACGCCCCAGUAGAAACGAAACUGCAACCAACCCUAUUACGAGGCGAGGUGAACUUACCAAGUGUUGAUAGAUCAAGACCUGCAAUCUACUACUGGAGCCUACCUUCCAGUUACGCCGGCGACAAAGUGACGUCUUAUGGCGGGUAUCUGAACUAUACCAUCAAUAACGUUUCACCUUAUGGAACGAGGAACAAUGCUGCCGACAUACAACUCAUAAGUGAUGUUACCUUCCACUACUUUGGUAACUUUGAACCAAAUAGCGACGGCACAUUAACUGCGAGUGUUCAGCUUUUGGAAAAAGGAUGGCAGAGACCUGAUGGCAAAGAGGUGUCUCGUGAAUACUUCCUCUUGGCGUUAUCACAUUUGAAGACUAUAUUGAUAAAGGCGACGUAUAACACAAAUGAUGUAUCACCAAUUUCUACCGCGAGUCUUGAGAUCGCAGAGUCCAACGGGAAUGGACCUUUGGCCCUUCACGUAGAACAAUGCGUCUGUCCCGAUGGCUACAUUGGUACGUCGUGCGAGAACUGCGCCCCUGGAUACACAAGGAGUAUGGAGAGAGGAUUCUACUUGAAGUUGUGCGAACCAUGCGAAUGCAACGGACAUUCCACAAUGUGUCACCCAGAGACCCGUGAAUGUUACGACUGUGCCGACAACACUGAUGGUCCCAGCUGCGAGAACUGUAAACCAGGCUAUGUGAAGGAUGCUUACGGCAACUGUGUUUAUGAAUCUUCAACAUCACCUUCAUGCUACUGUGAUCCACGUGGAGCGGAAGGUCCGUGCGACAAUUCAGGUUAUUGCAGUUGCAAGCAAAACGUGGAAGGCCAGUCUUGUGACCGCUGCAGACCCGGUACCUUCGGCCUUGACUCCGACAACCCUCUUGGCUGCCAUUCCUGCUAUUGCUCAGGGGCUACUACUGAGUGCCAUGAAGCUACACACUACUCAAGAAUUCAGCUGGCAGCGCCAGUGUUCGGCGACAAGGUCGGCUACACUCUGAUGGACCUACAAGGCUCCGUGGUCAUCAACGAUCAGUUCGUCUCUGUACCUAUCGAGAGCGAGCUCAGAUAUGUCUUUACCAAGCCCCCGAAUCAGGACUUGUACUGGUCCCUGCCAGUCUUCCCAGGCAACAGAGUAUUAUCUUACGGCGGUACUCUGAUACUCACUCAGAGCUUUGAAACCGGCGGUAUACCGGAUCAAGGCAACGCUGUUGUCAUCUUAGUCGGCAAUGCGAGAUCUAUUUCAUGGACUAGUCCCAACCCCAUACCAUCUGGUACAGCUGUGAGCUACCAAGUGCCUAUGCAAGAAAGUGGUUGGUACCUACUGAACACGCCGACGCCUGCCAGCCGUGAAGACUUCAUGUACAUACUCCAGGACCUCAAGAGGGUCCUCGUUAAGGCUACGCUCUCUCCUAACGUUGCCUCCUCCGCCAUCGCCGACGUCUCUCUGGACACCGCUUCUGAAAUAUAUAGCACUGGCUCUCGCCCUGCCAAGGGUGUCGAGAUUUGUAUGUGUCCGAAAGGUUACUCUGGAACCAGUUGUGAGACCUGCAGGUCUGGGUACUACAAGGAGCCAACAGGACUGUGCAAGCAGUGCAACUGCAACGGCCAUGACUGCCAACUCGGUGCCUACAGGGAGGUUGUAUGCAACUGCCGACCGCCGUACACCGGGCCCAACUGCUCCACCGUUGGUGGAGAGAACAAGAACGACACCUCGUUGCCACCACCUUCACAAUCGACGGUGUCCAUUAAGAUUGCAAACCCACAAAUAAGAAUUCAAGAAGUGGGAAGCUCAGUUAGAUUUAUAUGCGAGGCUCAAAGUCUGUACACUCACAAUGCGCUACGAGUUAACUGGACCAAGGUCGAUGGGUACUUGCCGUUAGAAAGAACCUACGUCGAUGCCCGAACUGGAGAGCUUCUUAUUACGAACCUUCAGGUCACUGACAGUGGACAGUACAUCUGCCAGACCAGCGAUGGAAUAUCCACAGGACAAGCAAAAGCUACUCUUAAAGUACCAGGCAAUCCUAUGACUCUGCCGAUCGUGGCGAUCAGACCUUCCUCUACUGAUUACUACGAAGGUGAUAGGAUUGAACUGGAGUGCCAGGUGUCGGGCAACCCCGCUCCCAGCAUCACCUGGCAGCGAGCAGCUAACAAGCCUGUGUACAGAGCUUCUCAGUACGACACGUUCUUCAUCAUCGAUAAUGCUCUCGAAGAAGAUUCUGGAGAGUAUAGGUGUAUUGCUUCUAACUCUAUGGGCUCAUCAGACAAGUCGGUCGUGAUCACAGUGCGCGCUCGCCCAUCCAGACCGGUUAGGGAGAAACUCACGGUGUCAGCCUCCGCCGCUAACCUAACCGAGGGCCAGAGCACGCGCAUCGUGUGCACGGGCACAGCCAAUGUGCCCGCUGGUACCAUAGAAUGGAUCAGACAAGAUGGUGCUCAACUAUUGGAGAAUGUGCGAUCAGACAACGGAGUUCUGUACAUCGACCGCGCGACCACAGAGAACCAAGGAAUCUACGUGUGCCACUCGAUAUCGACCGAGAUCGGUCCCGUGCCCAUCGUUGUUACCAUCAUCCCUCUGAAUCCGCCCUCGCCCGGUGAAGCUUCCAACAUCACCGUCUCUGAGAAGAGUCUGAGGUUACACGCCGGAGGCAGGGGCUCUGUCGAGUGCAAUCCUACAGGAAACCCCCUGCCUUUGAUUAAAUGGACCAAAUAUCAAGACAAGUUCGGUGCCGGUGUCAGCCAACGGUACAACUCCUUGCUGGUCUCCAAUGCACAGCCGAGUGACGACGUAUGUGAGGGAUCUGUCAACGAUGAGACUAUCGGCAUCAUAUACGUUUAUGUUGCCGUUGAAAAGCGCGAGGCACCGCGCGUCAGCGUGUGGCCGCAAGGAGAACAGGCGGUCGCGCUGGGUAGCCCAUUCAUGCUGAUGUGUCGCCUGCUGGCCGGUGACCCCGAGCCUGUUGUAACCUGGGAGCGCGCCGGCGGCCGCAGCCUAGCGCCACACGCUCAUCUAGAGUCUAAUCACGUGCUCAAUUUCGAAAAGGUGGACGUGAAUGACGAAGGCGAAUACAUCUGCACGGCGACAAACGAUGCUGGCAGUGACCGGUCGAGCACCGUCAUAAAGGUCCGCUCCCCGCCGGAGAUAUUCAUCACGCCCAGCGACUACGUGGAGGCAGUACGCGGCGACUCAGUCACCAUCGAGUGCCGCGCCCGCGGGUACCCCGAGCCCAUGGUCUCCAUCAAGACGAGCCCGGAGAUGCGCGAGGUGGUGCCUCCGUCGCGCGGUAUGGCCGUGCUGCGAAUUCCGUCUGUGAGCGAACGUGACGACGGCAUGUACGUGUGCACCGCCUCUUCCGCCGCCGCUACUAUUGACCAGCAGAUAAUCAUUCGCGUCGACCGCGGUGACGGCGGCCUCGGAGAUUUUGAGGGCAGCGGUGAGGUCGACAUAAAUGUAGACCAACCUUCAAUUUACGAAAACAGACCGUCUAACAGUAUCGCCAUCGAAGGCAGGGACGCGCGAUUAAGUUGA